GUGGAGUCUUAAAUCGGUCGCAAUGAGCGUCCCCUGCAUCCUGGUAUCCGCUGCGCGAGGUUUCAGUCUGCAGUGUCCCGCCGCCGGUCUGCUCCGCUCCCGCCUGCUGGGAGCCAGCUCGAUCAAAAGAAGAAAUAUGUCAUCCAGAAGACAAAUGGACCAUCUAGAGAGGACAGCGAGCAACGGCAGACAAAAUGCUCUGUAUCCAGCCCAAGUAUGUGGCAUCAUAAAGGAGUCAGAGACAGUAAAACGCUUGAGAAUAGCCGUCCAUCCAGACUUCAGCUUCAAAUCAGGACAGUGGGUGGACUUCAUCAUUCCUGGUGUGGAAAAGGUGGGAGGUUUCUCCAUGUGCUCCAACCCAGGUUUGCUGCAGAGGGAGGGAGUCAUUGAACUGGCCGUCAAAUACAGCAAACACCCCCCAGCACACUGGAUUCACACCACAUGUACAGUGGGCUCCCACGUGGCCAUGCGUGUCGGCGGGGACUUCUUCUUCGACCCGUCGCCCUCUGAUCCCUCUGUGGAUUUGCUGCUGGUGGCCGGCGGUGUAGGGAUCAACCCCCUGUACUCUAUUUUGUUGCACACGACAGAUCUGCUGCAUCUCAACCAAGCCUCAGGCGGGCGAGACUAUAACAUAGGCUCCACCCAUCUUUGUUACAGCGCUAAGAACACGCAGGAGCUCCUCUUCAAGAGGUCCAUCACACAGGCAUGCCAGGAGUUUCCUGACAAGGUCUCCUGUGAUUUCCAUGUCACGCAACAAAGCACAGAUGUCGACCCGCACCUCCAACCAUUUGUCAAGGAUGGAAGAAUCUCAGAAGCAGAGUUGAGGACUCGUGUGGACCCAAAGAGGACUUUGUGUUACCUGUGCGGGCCCCCGCCCAUGAUUGAAGCCAUUUCAAAAACCCUCAUGGAGCUUGGCCUCUCAAAAGACAGAAUCAUCUUUGAGAAGUGGUGGUAGAAAACUCCUACAAGUCCCAGAAACAUCAACAAGGUUGUUCUCCCGGCUCCUGCUCCCUUUUUUUUUUUUUUUUUUUUUAGGUCUGGGUGUGUUGAGAAUGGAAAGGAACUGAAAUAUUCCAGUGAUGUGAACAUUGAUGUGAGUGCUCAAGUAGUUGCGGGAAUUCAACCUCCAGUCCCUGCUGCUGAAACCUGACCUGUGUUUGAUCUGUGAUAGACCGCUGGGACCGCCCACUCUUCAGCUAGCAGCUGACUCACAAAGACAGUACAUGAAUUUUAUUUCUUAUGAUCAACAACAAAAGACUGUACUUAUAGACUUUUAGUAAGCCAUUGUUCAUCUCACUGCAACUCCAGUGUCCCCUACAUGUGUAUGAUGGACACAUUGAGACAGAUUCAGUUCUGAUCUCUUUUCCAGCUUCAACUUACAUGACUGCAUA
Molecule: messenger RNA, 1391 nt
Organism: Scomber scombrus (Atlantic mackerel)
Lineage: Eukaryota; Metazoa; Chordata; Actinopteri; Scombriformes; Scombridae
Gene: oxnad1
Product: oxidoreductase NAD-binding domain containing 1
Exons: 8
Coding region: 23-955 (310 amino acids)
Cellular component (GO): mitochondrion
Molecular function (GO): oxidoreductase activity
Source: RefSeq, a predicted model, not a curated record